AUGGCUGAGACGGUAGUGGAGGUUCCUGGGCUCUGGCUAGAUUUCCUGAGCUUUGACUGGAUGGGCUUUGACUGGAUGUCCUGGGCUUUGACUGUAUGUCCUGGACUUUGGCUGGACUUCCUGGACUUUGACUGGAUUUCCUGGGCUUUGACUGGAUUUCCUGGACUUACACUGGAUUUCCUGAACUUCCACUGGAUAUCCUGGGCUCUGGUUAUCCGCGGUUUAAACCAGUGA
Molecule: messenger RNA, 234 nt
Organism: Metschnikowia bicuspidata var. bicuspidata NRRL YB-4993
Lineage: Eukaryota; Fungi; Ascomycota; Pichiomycetes; Serinales; Metschnikowiaceae
Exons: 2
Coding region: 1-234 (77 amino acids)
Source: RefSeq, a predicted model, not a curated record